CAUAGUCACAGCAACCACGAUCAGCUGUUUGUAACAAGUGUUCCUGCUACUCAAAAUCCAACUAGUUUGCUUUCUAAAAUUAGUGUCUUUGAUGUGCGAGUUUUCAAUUAUCACAAGUUGUAUAAUUCAAGGAAUAAAUUGUGCGCGUUGACAUAAAUGCAAUUAAAGUGUAAACCAAUUUAUCAAACAAUAUUGCUUGGCAUAGGUUAGGAACAACCAUAAUAAAAGUUUGUCAAUUAAAACAAAUCAUAAUUAAAAUAAUGUGGAAACGUAAAGUGGAAUCAACUACAAGUAAACCAACAAAAAAGUGUCACUGGUCGACUGGUUUGCUUAAAUCAAUGGAGGACCCUGAAUGCAAAAUUAAAGAAGAUGAUAAGAUAAUUGUCAUUAACGAUAAAUAUCCUAAAGCACAAUUUCACUAUUUGGUUUUGCCAAAAGAAGAUAUUCUUUCCAUAUGGCAUGUCCAAGGAAAGCAUCAUGAUUUGCUAAUACACAUGCAUAAUGUAGCUCGUACUCUUGUGGAGAAACAAAGUAAUCAUGAAUUCAUUAUGGGUUAUCAUGCAAUGCCAAGUAUGCAGAGACUGCACUUACAUGUAAUAAGUACGGACUUCAAUAGUCCUUGCCUCAAAACCAAGUACCACUGGAACUCAUUUACGACACCAUUCUUGUUACAUUCAUCAGAUGUAUGUCGUCAGCUGCGCGAAACAGGCGAAGUCAAGAAAAUUCCCACGGAAACUUGGAAAGAUUAUCUGAACACGAACCUGAAAUGCCAUAAGUGCUCAACGCAGCCGAAAAAUAUGCCAGAUUUGAAGAGGCAUUUAUUAACACACAUUGACAGUAAACAACAAUAAAAAAAUUGGAUGUACAUCAAAUGCAAAAUGUGAUUAAAAUUUUGAUCACAUGUAUUUAAAGAAAAUAAAUUUUAUCAUUUCGUAUCUAACUCGCUGGAAAGCUUACAAAUUUUCGCAAAACAUUAAGCCAAACAUUUCUUUGUUCAAAAUAAUAAAUUGUUUUGUUAUUUAAUAUUACUUAAUGCGCUAAAGGACCUUUUAAAGGAUAGGAUUAUUGCAAGGUAAAUGAGAAUACAGAUUUAUGCGAUAUUUCGGAAAAUUUACUAUAAAUAAAUUUGAUGUUAUUCUUAAUAGAUCUUGGCGCCUAUAAUAUCAAUUACAUUCUAAUUAUUUACAAAGUCUUCUCGUAAGUUGCGCGUCAUGUUCGAGGGGUACUUAGAGUGUACAUUGACGGUGUGUGUGUUUCUGUGUGUAUGCGUGUAUGUGUGUAUAUGUGAAGCAUGUAUCGUGUGUAUGUUAUACUUAAUUUGUAUACAUUUAGUAAUACUGCAAUUAAUAGUUGAAGCGUUUCUGCUGUAUCGAAACAGUAGGCAUCUGAAUACUCGCAAGGCCUUGCUGUUAUUGCUUGCGUAUUCUCGCAGAUUCACGAACGGUUCCGCGACGGGGUGUAAAGAUUUCCGAUUUUAAGUAUCCAUCUCGCGUUCGAGACUUCUAGCCUAAUUAAAUUAACUAUUUCUUUUCUCACUGAACGUAGUGCCUCGCCGUAUUUUCUUACGGAGUCACGUUCGAAUCGACUAUGAUAUAUAUAUGGUGUGAGGGGGAGGGAGGGUGACUGACUUGCGGUCCGCAAGGGCAGCAGGAAUCUCGGGGGAGCGGUCGACGGUCGAAAAACAUUUUCGCCGAAUGUUCCUCGCCCUUUUCGGAAAAGCCGGCACACCCAUUGUAUCCUCUUAGAGAGGCGCGCGCGCGCAUUCCCAUCUAAAAGUUUGCAACGCCUGCAUAAAACGUAGGACCUGCAAAGUUUACCACGAUGGAAACAACGCGCGCGCGCGCGAUCCGCUCUCCCUAUCUCGUACGUA
Messenger RNA from Linepithema humile (Argentine ant), 1870 nucleotides. It is a transcript of the gene Aptx, whose product is annotated as aprataxin. Gene Ontology annotation, cellular component: nucleus. Lineage: Eukaryota; Metazoa; Arthropoda; Insecta; Hymenoptera; Formicidae. The record is from RefSeq and is a predicted model, not a curated record. Gene Ontology annotation, biological process: single strand break repair. Gene Ontology annotation, molecular function: single-strand break-containing DNA binding; mismatched DNA binding; DNA 5'-adenosine monophosphate hydrolase activity.